Messenger RNA from Mytilus californianus (California mussel), 7443 nucleotides. RefSeq lists its product as uncharacterized. The record is from RefSeq and is a predicted model, not a curated record. The transcript is spliced from 37 exons. NCBI's taxonomy places the organism in Eukaryota, Metazoa, Mollusca, Bivalvia, Mytilida, Mytilidae. Bases 118 to 7287 code for a protein of 2389 amino acids.
GAAAAUUUAACCAUUUUGCCACAAGGGAAACCGGUAUCAAAGAAUGCAGUUCAGUUUUGUGGCAUCAAAAAUAACCUUCAUAUACUUGCUGUCGUAUCCAAGGAAGUUCAGUUCAAAAUGUCUUGGAAACCGGCCAUUGGUGCCAACUUGAUUCACGAUUAUGAAGUUGGAUUGUCAUCUACAGCAAGCAGCAAUGCUCCAGAUAUAGUUUCAUUUCGAGCAACAAAACAUCAUACUCACUUCCGACUUAAUCACCCAGAUGUCCCGGAUGGAAAGGAGUUUUAUAUUAUAAUCAAAUCUAUCAGUAAAGCAGGAGUUGAAGGAAUACAGAGUAUUGGGCCAUUUAUUGUUGAUACAACAAAGCCACGGUUUUCUGGCUCUUAUAUACACGUUUACUUGACAAACGAUGUUUUAAUUGCAAAUUGGACAGCAGACGCUUUCGAGGACCCAGACGACCCGUAUCCAAUGUAUUUCAAGUAUGCCGUUGGACAUAGACCAAACAUGUACGACAUCCAAUCUUUUCAAAAUUUACAAUUUGGUGGACCAUGUACACGAACUGUACCAGCCACGUGCACAGCCUUAUCUGUUUCACACCUGAAAUGGUCACUUCAUGGUCACCAUGACUACUACUUUACCAUCAAAGCUACAAAUCUGGCAGGUCUAUGCGUUAUUCAGACAUCCACUAGAUACACCCAUGAUGUUCAGUUACCUGCUGAAGGAAUAGUUAUGGAUGUUAUAACCACAUCAAAUCUUCCAAAUCAGGCCAAGGAUAUCGAAGACAGAGAUUUUACACCAGAAAGAUCAUCAUUGGCAGUGAGAUGGUCUGGUUUUAUACAUCCUCACCAACAUGUUAAUUACAGUGCUUGCAUUGGAACAGUUCCCAGAACUUGUGAUAUCUCACUAAUGAAAACGUUGGAGACUAACAAUAGUUACACCUUUAAAGGUCUUAAUCUUCAGCCGUUUCAGAUGUACUAUGUGACUCUUGAAGCAGGUACAACAGCCGGUAGUGUAAAAGUCAGUUCAGAUGGUAUAAGAGUCUUAGAUAUCCACACAAAUUUGACAGGCAUUGUUAUAAGAGAUGGCAACAAUUGUUCGGUGGCCCCAGACUUGAAGCUGAGUCACCAUAGCAAGGACACGCGGCCUACUUGUGAGGAGGAUGUUGAAUUUCAAUCUUCAACAACGAGUUUACACGUAUAUUGGUCGAUACCAUCAAUGUACACAGAUUACAUAAGAGAUGCAUUUGUUCAACUUGAAGAACGAGUGUUUGGAGAUAUCUGGAAGGAAUAUAGGGAGUUCCAGUAUGUAGGAAAACAUCAAUAUAUCACGUUAAGUAAUUUAGAUUUGGAACCAGGGAAAUCCUAUAGAGCUGUUGUUAAGUUUUGCGCAGAAGAUUUAUGUUUUCCACCAGUAUAUGGCAAUGGUAUUACUGUCAUAGUCAAUCCUCCAUCUAUUGGCAACGUCACUGUUCACCAGGUUGAUGAACCAAAACAUCACCAGCUUUUAGUAACAUUUGAGAGGAUGUAUGACCCUGAUAUAAAAGACCACGCAGAGGCCCAACGUGUUGUUAAUUAUUAUGAAUGGGCAUUAGGAGACAAUGUUGGUAUUCACACAAUAUGGAAUGAGAUUGACAACGCUACUGUCGUUGAUAUGGAGCAUAUACUAUUCACUGUACCUUUGAACAAUAGUUUGGAUUUUUCAAAAUGUCGUAAGAUAUUCAUCAGGGGUUACAAUAAGGCUGGCAUUUGGUCUACGAUUUCCACGGAGAUUAAAACAUGCAAAGUCAAUGAGGGUGAUUCUCUAAUUGUAUCAAAUGUUGUAAUUGAUGCUAUUGGAAUACAAGAGACUACAAUGGAUGGAACAAAACGUGAUGGAUACGGACAUGACAUUUAUCUCGAAGUGAAUGGCAGAUGGGACGAGUCUGAUGUUGAUUAUACACCGUAUAAAAAUAUUAUAUCAGGAACGUGGCCAUUAUUACGUCACAAGAACUACACAUGGGCUGUCAUCGACUCUGAAAAUUUAGAUAUCACAAGUUACUAUAAAGAUGAUGCAAAGCUAAAAUUGAAGGAUCCCUGUUCACAUCCUGAUUCUAUUAAAUGCGGAUUUACAGACAAAGAAUACGUUAACGUUAUAUUCGAUAUAAAUGAAGAAUUAGAACAUGGAAAACGAUACAUAAUUUGUAUCCAUGCACCAAAGAAAGAGAUACAAUAUGAGAAGUGGACAGAGGUUUUAGAAGAAACGAAUACUUGCAGUGAUGGGGUCACGGUUGAUUUAACACCACCUACACCUGGUCAAGUGUGGAUUGGUAUUGAUCCCGAUAGGAAAUAUCAAUCAUCGUCGUCAGAUAUUUUCGUCAGCUGGGAUACCUUUACCGAUGUGGAAGAAUAUAAGAAAACUGUGCAUAGUUCGGGAAUUAAAGAAUAUCAAGUUGGAAUCGGAUCAACGAAAGGAGGAACUGAUGUAUUUCCAUAUACAACUGUCGGUCUUAUAAACCAUUACACAAUACAUGAUGUACGGCUACAGAAUGGACAUGAGUAUUAUGCCACAGUUAAAGCACUAGACUUUGCAACUAGAAGUGCAAUAGCAGAUUCACAUCCAGUGAAAAUUGACGCCACACCGCCAGAAAAGUCUGACCAACCAAUAACUAUUGAAGGGCGCCAUUUGUCUGAUAUGAGUGAAAUCAAUACUUGUUGGAGAGAUGUAUUUUUAGAUAAAGAUAGUGGAAUUGAUCAUUACCUAUGGUCAGUAGGAUCUCAUCCUGGACACGACGAUAUUAUCCCAUUUACAAAGACUACAUUAGAUUGUGGAGUAUCAGCUGAAGAUACAAAAAUUGAUAUCCAUGAAGGUCAUGCCUACUUUAUCACCGUUAAGGCUAUAAAUAGAGCAAACCUUAUCAGCACAGCGUCGUCCUGGGCUUACAUAUACGAUAUGUCACCACCAAUUGCUGGUCAUGUCUACGAUGGUAGUCAAGAAACUGCUGCGUCUUAUAUGAAAGACAGAGAUUACCAAACAGAUGUGAAGACACUGUCUGCCUACUGGGAAGGUUUUCACGAUCCACAUUCUACCAUUAAGGCAUAUUAUGUCAGCAUAGGGACCUGUCCAGAAUGUGAAGACUUAUUAGUCAACCAGGAUAUUGGAAUAACUUAUAAUUACACCUUAUGUCAUAUGCAAUUGGGAUCAGGCAUUCGAUACUAUACUACUAUCACAGCAUGUAAUACUGCUGACAUGUGUACAUCUGUGACGUCAGACGGUGUUAUUAUUGACAACAGCCCACCAACACAAGGAAUAGUGCUAGAUGGUGUAGAUGUGUAUGACUUGGAAUAUCAGUCAUUGAGGCGUUACAUUUCUGCUAGAUGGUACGGAUUUACGGACCCACAGUCAGGUAUAGACAGAUUUUCCUGGAGAGCCGGAACGAAGCCAGGUCAAGAUGAUAUUGUCAAAUCAACACACUUACCACAGACUGAUAUUCUAGUUGAACCAGAUCUACUACAAAAACUGCCAUUAGGACAGCGUAUUUAUAUUACAAUAAAAGCUUACAAUAAAGCAGGGUUAACUACAGAGGCUACAUCAAACGGGUUCUACAUUGACAACUCACCACCAUCAAUACAGGUUAAACCGUACUUAUCGGCAGAUGUUGGUUCAAUAAAAGAUAAUUCAGUUGUAUUUCGGAGUACUAUGAAAAUCCAGUGGGAGGUUGAAGACAAAGAAUCAUUCAUACAGCGCCAGUAUAUAUCGAUUGCAUCACAUAAAGGAGGAGCGUUCAAUUCAUCUUCCACGGAGUUAAACGGCAUAGUGAGGGAGUAUACAUUUUCACAACUUGAUUUACAUGAUGGUGGAAAUUAUACAAUCAAGGUUAUAGUUUGUAAUGGUGCCAAAGUAUGUGUUGAAGAUGAAUCGAAAGGAAUUAUAGUAGACAGUUCACCACCUACACCAGGCAUGUUUGCUAUCAAAACUGACCAUGCAGCAAAUCUUCAUCGUCAUGUUAAUGGUUGGAUGACCUGGUCAAGAUAUAAGCUUUGGGUGUCAUGGUUGGGAUUUACAGACCUUCAUACUGGAAUCGACAGGUACUUUGUAUCCAUCGGUAGCAAGUACAUGACGGAUGAUUUUAAUAAGAUCUCUGGUUCACCACAGGAAUUUUUGCAUAAUCAGUCAGGAAUUGAUAAACAAGAUGAAGGAUUUGUUCAAACAUUUGAAGUUGAUACGAAAAAUCUGGCCAAGUUUGAAAACGUAUUUAUAAGCGUCUGGGCUGAAAACCAGAUCGGAUUACAAAGUAAAAUGAUUCAUUCUCAAUUUAAACUUGUGCCUGGAGGUUCAUUAGAAUUGAUAAGGAGAUGUGCAGCUGUCACGUGUGAGGGACAUUGUGUUUGUGCUGCACAAGGACAACGAUGCUCAAAAAGACCAUGUCAUGAUGUUACUAAAGCCAACAAUAACAACCUACUUGGCAUAUACGACAUUACAAAUAUCCAGGCAUCCUCUCCCUUUAGUGACAUAAAGUACACGCCAUCAAAUGUCGCUCUGGCUGCCAAAUGGCAUGUUAUUCAGGCACAAGGCUUGAGGCCUCUGUGGUAUGAAUGGACAGCAGGAUAUGCAGGUAAAGAUGAACCAGAAGGCAUCUUUGAUAAUUUAAACGACGAUGUCUGGCAUCAUGCAGGGCAAACAAACCAAGCAAUAUUGAGCAUAAAACGAGGUCAAAAGUUGAAAGAAUCACCAGUAUCGUAUGCGAUGUUUGUGAGAGCAUGGUAUGAUCACGACACGUAUGCAGACUUUAAAACAGAUGGAAUAUUAGCUAUGUCAACUCCUCUUCCCAAGCGGAAAAUCAAAGGAUCGGCGGUUGUGGAACAAAUACCAGGUCACUGGAAAAAAGAUAUAGAUUACAUCAAACCUGGAGCUCCUUUCACUAUCAAAUGGACGAACGUGUUUAAAGAUGAUGCCAAUAUCAUUGACAAGUUUAAAGUGUACCUAAGUACAUAUCCAGGAGGUCAUGAUAUCCAUGUAGUGGAAUUGGAUCUACCCGGAACCAUAACGUCUCAUAACAUCAGCCGAGUGCCGUUAUCUCCAGGGAAAUUAUUUUACAGUAAUGUUGUGGGAUACAGCUACUCUGGUAUCCAUGCUACUGAAACAUCCGACGGCAUCAUGGUUGACUCUCUGCCACCAGUAACUGGUACUGUCUAUGAUGGUAUAGGAAUACACGACACAGAAUAUCAGAAUAAUUCAGAAUUGGUCGGAGCUUCGUGGCAUGGUUUUUCUGAUCGAGAUUCGGGAAUAACCAAUUACAUGUGGUGUGUACAAACUAAAUCUGCUGUUGAACCUUGCGAUAUUAGAGUUUGGGAAAAUGUCGGGAUUCACCAUUCUGUAUCCAGGGUCGUUAACAGUUCAUACAUAAAUACAGGAGAGAAAGUUGAAAGUCUAGUGUAUGCAGUAGACGGUAUCGGAUAUAGAUCUAAAACAUCUAAAUCAAAUUGCGUCAUGAUUGACACUACGCAUCCAGGACCAACACUUAUGGAACAUUUGGAUCACAACAUUGCAACAAAUCCUUCGUUUGAAGACAUGAAUGGUCAAGCAUUUGAUUGGGAUAAUAUAACCAAUGUAAAUUUUUGCAACAACAUUGUUUAUGCUUUACAAUGGAAUAACUCAUUAGGAAGUUGUGUAGGAGUUUUAAAAUCGGAUAAAAAUGUAGCUAUAGACGGAAGGUCAUUCGUAUUUGUUGAAGGACAGAUAUCACAGUCAUUAGAAAAUUUAAAUGUUGGACAUUUAUAUCGUGUGACGUUUGUAACAGCCCAUCCUCCGAUUCUUGGUGCUGUUUUAGCAAAUAAAGAGGGUUAUAUAGAAUUAGGUAAUACAAAACACGUUUUUAUGGUCUAUACAAAACAGGAUAAACACGGAAGUGCAUCUAAAGAGUUAAACUGGCACCAUCAUACAUUCUACUUUCGUCCUUCCACAACAACAGAAACAAUCAAUCUUGGCAGCAUGACUGGACAUACUGGUAUUCUUUUCGAUGACGUGAAAAUUCAGGAAACUAUUCUUCAUAAUCAAGACGAAGCACAUAAAAAUGGCAAACAUAUUCACGCACAUGUGGUGGCUCUACAUCAGUGGUCGUCCAUCCAUGCCUCCUGGAGUUUUUUUGAUCCAGAAAGUCCAAUAGUAGAUUAUAUGUGGGCUAUAGGCUAUACAGAGGGAAGUACAGAGGUCCAAGGAUUUAAAAGUGUUGGUCUGAAUAACUUUGCCUACAAUUACAAUGUCAGUCUAGCUCAUACGUCAGUCAUCCAUAUUACUGUAAUAGCUACAAAUGCAGCUGGAUUACGAAGAGAAGCGCAUGCAGAGGAUCUUCUCGUGGAUUUAACAGCACCAGACAUUAGCUUUGUUAAUGAUGGCAUAGGUUCUGAUAUAGAUGCACAAACUACAGAAGAAGUAUCUGCAAACUGGGAGGUACAUGAUGCUGAAUCCGGAAUAGAUGUCUGUGAGUGGGCAGUUGGUUAUCAGCCGUAUGGGAAUGAAAUACAAACUUUCCAGCCAUUAGCAAGAGGAGUGAAAAUGAUAUCAAAAGUAUUCCCUAGCAAUCAAGUGUCUAUGCAGAUGAUACACGUGACGUUGCGAUGUAAAAAUAAGGCAGGAUUGCAGUCCUCAAAGUCGUCAAAUGGUGUUAAAAUUUCAAGUCUCCCGCCAAAUACUACCUUUGCCGAGGUACAAAUUCUACCACACACCUUAACAGAGUACAAUCCAAGAGAUCAUUAUCAAGGUGACACAACAUCCAUUAGGGUAAAAUGGACAGGAUUUGAGGAUUUGACAGGUCUAGAUUCCUAUCUUUUGACAUUUGAAAGCCAUGAUCAAUCAACAUUGAUUUCUAAGUCAAUAAUUGCCGAAAACCAAGACAUGUCUUAUUGUUUGUUGGAUGGAUUGGAUAUAUCGAAUGGAAACUAUUCAGCUAGACUUAAUGCUGUAAAUAAAAUGUACUUAAGGAGUACUCAAGUGUCCUCAGGAAUUGUAGUUUCUGAAAUGUCGCCAUUGUUAAUAGAGAACCCACAUUUGCGGCUUGAUUUAGAUAACCGUACAAUUACGGCAUCAUGGAAACAUCAUUUCAAAAUACAGCAGCCAACAUAUUAUGAAGUUUCGGCAGGUACGAUUCUGGGGGGCGCUGACAUCAUACAGUGGCAGGAAACAAAAAACACAUUCCUAGAAUUCCAGCUUCCUCCGAAGAUCAAAUCAAUAAAGGAUUUAACGGGAUAUAUAUCUGUUCGAGGUGUGUCCGCGAAUGGAAUGACAACUGUUUUAAAUGCUGCUAUUAAACUGUGAUGAGUGACAAUAUGUAACACUGAUUCCGUCCUUUAUAAUUGCUGUGAUAUGUUUAAUUUGAUUAUUGUUGUUUAAAAUGCCUUUUGUUAUGAAAUCAUGCAAAUAAAUUGUACGAAUUAUGAAACUGUAAAUAAAAAGUAAAGGUUUGAAAUUAAA